GCGGUGUAUUUGGCUUUUGUGCUACCAUUUGGCGUGCAACAAUGGAUCAGAACGUCCAAAUAACUUUUUACACGAAAUCCAAACAGUAUUCUGUUCCCUCCGCACCGAUUGCAGUACCACAACACACGACUGUUGAAGAACUCAAUAAUUUAGUCAAAGUUCUGCUAGAUGAAACCAGAGAGUCUAGGACAUAUCCGGAAUUUACGUUUCUCGUGGACAAUUUGAUUCUAACUUCAACUUUGCAUGAAUACUUAUCAGAAAAAGAAGUUAUAUCUGAAACCAUUGACAUUGAGUUUUGUCCAAAACAAGAACCACCAAAAUACGAAAGAGAAUAUGUACAGGAUGACUUGAUCAGCUGUGUCAAACGCUGUGAUAAGUACAUUCUAACAGGUGGUUACGAUGGUACACUGCAUAUAUGGAGCUUGGAUAGCAAAAGUGCCAUAUUAUCUAUGGAGUUGGAGGAAAAAGUUAAAUGUGUAGAAUGGAUCAGUCUAGCUUAUCAAUACCCGGAGGAUUCUUAUUAUUCUUGGUAACCUCCGGCGCGCGACAAUCCCAUUCAAUUUGGUAUCGAAGCAACGUCACGUUGAUUCUGGUGGGAGAGUAGUGUAGUGGCAUUGGGCUCUAUCUACACAAUCAUCAAAGCUGAACACGAGACAAUUGGGAAAAUAGGUGUUCAACAUUUAACGCGGAGAAUAACUCAACGUUGAAGAAGGAGGGAACAAUGAAUAGAAUUAUUUCGAGUUGAUCGGAUGGCAUGACUCAACCUUGCAGGCGUGGUCCCUGUUGAAUGAUACCUUGUAUCCUUUAUUCAUAUUACAUAUAUUGUUCUAUCUCUAGCCUAAGCAUGUUCUCCAUCAUUUAUUGGUGAUUGUUACGAUGCAAUGAGUUGGUGUAGACGAUGAUGUGAAUUGGACGUAAGGUUUAUGGGUUACGCAGUUAUAUUAUGAUAAAUAAACAGUUUUAUGAUUAGGUGUUUUAUGAGAGCAGUACUAAUAUCGAAGUAGAUCUGAAUUCUACUAGGUUUCCACAAGUCAAAAUUUUGCGAGUAUCGAUGUUUAACUAAAGUACUUUAAUAUAAAGUAGACCAAGAAUGAUUUUGAUGCAACAAUUACGCAGAAGCAAGGAUAAUCACAACACGUACGGAAUCACUGCCCUUUGUAAAACUCGCGCAGAUAUAUAUAUUAUCCCCGCUUAUUGGGAAUAUUUUUACUGAUUCUCAGGUAUUGAACUCUUUUGUAUUAACUGUUUCUUUUGUUGGAGAAUCUUUUAACUGUAUCGCACAGGCUGUACCGUUUGUGGUAUUUUGUAUGUUUUAUAUAAUUUGUUCUAUUUCCUAAAUUAGAACUGUUUAAAUUGAGCUGAAAGUUUGUAUUUUGAUAUGAUUUAGUACGAGUAUCUCAAAAAUGCUUUGUACGCUAUACAGAAGAACGUAGUCUGGUC
Messenger RNA from Schistosoma intercalatum, 1440 nucleotides. The record is from the annotation of a GenBank genome assembly. Lineage: Eukaryota; Metazoa; Platyhelminthes; Trematoda; Strigeidida; Schistosomatidae.